AUGACAAAGACUGCGGUAAACAAGACGACUGAUGUUGCCAAAGUGCAACAAACUCUGUCGAUUGCAUUUGGCGAUAGUGCUGCUUGUCAGUAUUUGAUAACUAAAUUUGAAGAUCGAACAGCUACUGAGCCUUUGACGAAGGAGGAAAUUUACCAAUCCUACUCGACAUUGUCUAAGAAAUAUAUGGCACAAGGUGGUUUUCUUCUAGAGGCUGGAGACUAUGACUGUGUCGCUGUAGUGGUUCCCCCAUUGGAAAACCAUGCUAAAGCCCAGAGAACCAAGGACCCUCUCUUCAAUAAGCAAUUUAUCGAAGCUGGCGAAAACUAUAAGAAAGCACUGGGGUUGGGUACCAAAUUGAAGAUGUUUUACCUUUUUAUGAUCGGUAAGAACUUGAAUCAACCAGAAGUUAGAGGUUCCGCCAGGGCUAUCUUGGAGUAUUUGAAAGAAGAGGCUGAUAAACAGGAUGCUGCUGUGAUUCUAGAGGCGAUCAACGAGAAGGCAAAGAAGGUUUACGAGUAUUUUGGAUUCAUGGACUACGGUGAAAUCAACUACGGGAAGGGAGAGGUGAACUCUCAAGGUGAACCGGAUUCUAAUGGCGAAGGAUUCAAGGCAAACUUCAUGGUUUACUAUAAAGGAGGAAAGCUCCCCAUCAAUUAA
This is a messenger RNA of Torulaspora delbrueckii, 657 nucleotides long. RefSeq lists its product as uncharacterized. The transcript has a single exon. NCBI's taxonomy places the organism in Eukaryota, Fungi, Ascomycota, Saccharomycetes, Saccharomycetales, Saccharomycetaceae. The coding region runs from base 1 to 657 and encodes 218 amino acids. The record is from RefSeq and is a predicted model, not a curated record.